Molecule: messenger RNA, 1698 nt
Organism: Tilletiaria anomala UBC 951
Lineage: Eukaryota; Fungi; Basidiomycota; Exobasidiomycetes; Georgefischeriales; Tilletiariaceae
Exons: 4
Coding region: 285-1637 (450 amino acids)
Biological process (GO): membrane protein proteolysis
Cellular component (GO): lumenal side of endoplasmic reticulum membrane; membrane; cytoplasmic side of endoplasmic reticulum membrane
Molecular function (GO): aspartic endopeptidase activity, intramembrane cleaving
Source: RefSeq, a predicted model, not a curated record
GCGUGCGUCAUUCAACCACUUGCUGUACAUGUAACGCGAAGUUGAUGAGAAGGUCUUGCUCGCAGCGUUUGGGCAAUUGAAGUCUCCCUGCGGAAGCACAGCAUCACUGCUCGACCUCAUCAACAUCAGCAUCCGUCAGUGCCAGGCUUUCAUAAGCUCUUGUAAGACAUCCAACAGGGGUUGAGGCAGAGCUUGCAGCAUACCAGAGUGAGCGAUACAACGAGCGGCGCGGCACGGCCGAGACGUUCACACAGGUUCAAGAAAAGGCGAGGGUUGUGGCAAACAUGAGCCAACAUGAUGUGGGUCUCUUCACCGCGUAUGGUGCGCUGAUGAUUGGCGCCAUAGUGCCCAUCUACUACGGCUCGCUCGCGUCGCUCAAGACGCCCAAGACGACGCGCGAGCUCCGCAAGCAGCUGCGCAAGCGCAAGAAGGACGAUGCCGCUGACGAGGCGGAGGACGAAGACGAAGACGAUGGACUACGCGUCGGCGAAAAGGUCACGUCGGAGGAUGCCUGGCUGUUCCCGGUCUUUGGUUCUGCCGUGCUGUUCGGCAUGUACCUCGUGUUCCGGUACCUCGAUAAACAAUAUGUCAACCUACUUCUGAGUUUCUACUUUGGUGUCCUGGGCUUCUUUAGCCUAAGCAAGGCUUUCCGAGACGUGCUGCAUGCGGUCCUAGGUCGCAAGAUCGUCUCGAGGUUUGAAAAGAUCAAAGUGGAAGUAAGCAAAGCUGGGAGAGAGCUGCUCAUAUUCACAUGCAGCUACCUGGACCUUGUCGUUCUUGUCCCACUUUCGCUCUUCCUCGUCGUCUUCUACAUCAUCACGAGACACUGGAUCGUCUCGAACCUGCUCGCGCUAUCUCUCGCUUUGAACGCGAUCGCGCUGAUGGAGAUUGACAGUUUCCUCACGGGAAGCAUCAUGCUUGGCGGUCUGUUCGUGUACGACGUCUUCUGGGUCUUCGGCACGGACGUCAUGGUCAGCGUCGCACGCAACUUUGACGCGCCGAUUAAGAUCGUAUGGCCAAAGAACCUGCUGGAUGGCCUCGCGGGCUUGCUCGCUGCUGCUGCUCGUGACGGCAGAAUGAGCUCCCUCUGCGAGGCUUGGUCAAAGCUGCACUGGCAAUUCACCAUGCUCGGGCUCGGUGACAUUGUGAUACCGGGCAUCUUCGUCGCGCUGGCGCUGCGUUACGACCAGCACGUUGCAUCCGUCGCCGCGCCGAGCGUACACUUCACGAGACGCUACACGUCAUUCCCCAAGCCGUACUUCACCGCGACGCUCAUCGCGUACGUCGCGGGCCUCGCGACGACCAUGGCGGUUAUGCACGUGUUCAAGGCGGCGCAACCCGCGUUGCUGUACCUCAGUCCUGCAUGCGUCUCGGCUGUCGCGCUGCAGAGCUUCAAGCGCGGAGAAUGGAAACAGGUGUGGAGCUGGAAAGACACGGAGGAGGACUCAGAGGGGCAAGAGCAGGAACAAGCGCAUGGGUCCAAGGAAAUACAAUCAAAAGACAGCAGGGGCAAGAGCCUUAAAGCAGCGACCAAGAGCAGCAAUGGCGAUGCUGGAACCGCGACAGACGGCGGAUUGGAGCGCCGCUCCUCGCGAAAGCGCAGGCAGAGCGUCAAGACUCUAGAGGCCGAUAUCUGAGCAGUUGGGAUAUAUACUGUGUGCAAAAUAGUAGAAAGCCUGUACCCUAGCUAGGUGGACU